AUGACUUGCCAAAUGGGGUACACGUUAAAUACUAGCUUGAAACAAUGUGAAAAAAAAUCCGUAAUCAAAUUGCCAUAUGAGGAACAGUAUAAAAUACAAAAACAGGGACUAUUAAAAGGUUCUGUUGAUUUAGAUGAAUACAUUCAAACAAAAUUAAAGUGCCCCAUCGGAUACUAUCAGACUAGUUCUUUCGAAUGCGAAUCAUUAGACGUUGUUGAUGUGAAAAAACUUUGCCCACCGGAUUAUUUAUUAAUGUCAAAAACGGAUUGUAUCCAGCGAAAAGUGUUUGAAGCAAGUGCCGCUUGUCCUAUAGGGUUUGAACUUACUGGAAAUGCUUGUUUGUCCACUGUGAUAACCGAGCCGUCGCUUUUAUGUACGAACAAUACAAUUCUUUCUGAUGGUAUGUGUUUAUCUGUAGAAAUAGACACAGCACUUGUAUCUUGCGCCGAAAGAUACGCGUUACAAAAUGAUGGAACAUGUGUGAGUCUGGAAAUAACCUCUCCAAGUGUAGAAUGCGUCGAUGGUUAUUAUUUGACGGAAGAAAAAGGUGAAAAAUUAUGCAUGAAAGUGACACGAGCAGGUAUUUUAGAAGACUGCAAUGAUACAGAAUUAGACAUAGAUGGCUUUUGCAUGAAAAAAGAAUAUGUAGAAGGAAUUACAUCUUGUUCCAAUGAAGAUGAAGUUUACGAAUCAGAUCGUGGAUGUAUACGUAUAAGAGAAAGUAAACCAUUGGUUAUCUGCGAAGAAGGAUAUACUCUUAUAAAUGACAAAUGUCUUAAAAAGUUAUUUGUCGAACAACUUAGUUCUUGCCCAAAUAAUACCCUGCUAGAUUCAAACGGAAAGUGCAGUCGGUUCGAGCGUAUAACAGCUGAGCCUGUUUGCGUGUAUCCUUAUGAAUACAAUCCAGUCCGUAAAGAAUGUGUGAGCAUUAAUUUGCUAUUCGAGUUUGAUCACGAAGCUUAUGUAGAACCUGUAAAAAUAGAAGCUAAAAAAGAUUUACAAGUCAAGGAACCGGAGCAAGAAAUAUUGCCAGUUGAAGAAAUACCUAAAAUGGAAAAACGUGUUAAAGUUCCGGUUGUCAGCACAGCCAUAUCAAUAGGUUUUGAUGAAUAUCUACUAACAGGCAAAAAAGAUCUGGUUGAAGAAAAAGCUAAGUUAAUAGAGAAAGGAGUUGAAGUUCAACCAAUACCGGGUGUUUCUAUUACGAAAAUAAAAGAAAACGAGCCUGAGAAUACCGCGAGCUAA
Dermatophagoides pteronyssinus (European house dust mite) is the source of this 1245-nucleotide messenger RNA. RefSeq lists its product as uncharacterized. The record is from RefSeq and is a predicted model, not a curated record. NCBI's taxonomy places the organism in Eukaryota, Metazoa, Arthropoda, Arachnida, Sarcoptiformes, Pyroglyphidae.